Oryzias melastigma (Indian medaka) is the source of this 9392-nucleotide messenger RNA. Its product is annotated as mucin-2. Bases 310 to 8988 code for a protein of 2892 amino acids. The transcript has 20 exons. The record is from RefSeq and is a predicted model, not a curated record. Lineage: Eukaryota; Metazoa; Chordata; Actinopteri; Beloniformes; Adrianichthyidae.
AUCUCUAAAACAGCUGAAUCAACAACUGUAUUCGGAGAGAGAACUUCUCCUUCUCCAGCAGAGACCAUCUCCCUUACAACCAUCACCGCUCCACCGACAACAACAGAUGUUAAAACAACAUCCACAGAGGAACCCACAACAGGAAAGAAAACAGCAUUUACAACUGUUCUGACAGACCCCACUGCUGUCUUCACAACAGAAAGUGAUGUCACAACCCUUACAACUCAAGCUUCUCCAACAACAAUUAUUCCCCUCUCAUCCUUCAGAGCAACAACAGUGGAUGAUACAACAACCACCGCUGACACCACAAUGAUAAAAAAGACUACAGAAUUUACAUCUGCAUUAACAAGCAUCACUCCACACACAUCACUGGAUGUUAAACAAACUCUUUCCACAGUUGAAUCAACAAUUUCACAGUUGGUUUUAACAACAACCACAGACACACAAACAGCAUCAAUUCAAACAACAGAAACUUCCCCUAUGAAUGUCAUGACUUCAACAGGAACAAUCACAAAUAAUCUUACAUCAACAGUCACUUUUCAACCAACAGCAACCACAUUACCCAUACCCAAAACAGAUGACAUAAGCCCAACAGUUGCAUUCACAACUUUAACUAGUCAAACAGCAACUCCAGUUUUUCUAACAGAAACUAACUCCCCUACUACCAUCACAGUACCAACAACACAGAGAAGGACUACAUCUGUAGAUUCACCCACAAAGAUCAGAGAGACAACAGAAUUGACAUCUGCAGAUCAACAAACAACUGGUAAAAGAAUACUGACCACAGAAUUAAAAACUGAACAAACAAGUACCACAACUGAUUUCACAUCAGGAUUCCCAACCACAACUGUUGCAGCACCUAUGUCAACUGGCUCUACAGUUGUUCUAUCAACAAGCACAGCUACUUCAAAAGAUUCUGUUACUAAUACAGAAAGUGCUCCCAGCACUACAGUAAAUUCACCAUUUAUAAGCAAAAAUGGAACUCCAACAACAUAUUUCACAUCAACAACAAUUUUUCAACCAACAUCCUCUUCUACUUUUGAAGUUACUGCAUCAAUACCUGAUGAAACAAAAAUCCCAGGCAGUUUUACAACAAUAACUAUACCUCCUACAACUCCCACAGCUGCACCAACAACGACAAGAAAUGUAAAGACAACAUUUACAGAAGGUAUUACUGCCCUUGGCACAGUCUCAUCAACUGAAACAACAUUUGCUCCAACAACAGUAAGCAGUACAUCAACAAUUGAAAAGACAACAAAAUCUGCCUCUCCUACUAACAUGACUUCAACUGUAGUUACCCUGGAUAAAACACCAACAACUGCUAAAACAACAACUGUAGUUUUAACAACAACCACAAACUUAGAACCUACAGCAACAAACAUUGCAGGAACUAUUAAAACAGUUGUAUCAACAACUUUAGUAAAUCCAACAAUAACUCCAGUCACCACAAUAACUGCUACCCCUGCUACCACCACAUUUCUAUCAACAACAAGAGAGGCUAGGACAUCCACAAAUGAACCAACAAGAACUUUUACUUCACCUACAACCACAGCUGAAUCAACUGUAUCUAAAUUGGUUUCAACAACCACGAGUGCCCCAACAUUAUUUACUCUAACAACACAGAUUUCCCCAUUAAUCACCACUGAUAAAACUUCAACAAGCACUUUAUUACCACAAACCACUUUUCAGUCAACAAACGUUGAAUCACUACUCUCAACAACAGGCGAUGUUGCAACUCCUGGAGUCGCUUCACCAAGUAUCACUACUGUUUCAACAAGAUUAAGUACCACUACCACUAAAAGAGAUGGAUCAACAAAAAGCACAUCUCCCUUCACAACUGAACCCUUGUCGACAGCAACUGGAUUCAUAACAACACUUGGAUCCCUACCAACAUCUGUUUUAUCCUCAACAACAAGUGCCCGGCCUCAAACAUCCCUGUUUGCUCAAACGACUUCUACAGCUGCUCCAGCAACUGCAAUCACAACUUCUUUUUUGACAAGAACGACACCAUUUGCCUCUAAUACAAUAACAACAACUGGCCCUGCAACUGUUGCUAUAACCAAUGCUGUCACAUCUGAAGUACCCACUACCCCAACUGCAAACCCUAUAACCAAAACUGCAACCACCACAAUGUCUGUCACCUCUAAAAAUCCAACAUGCUGUGAAUGUUGUUUGAAGUAUAAACAACCAACUUUUGAAGUUGCUCCUGCAACUGUAUGUCCAUACCCGUCAUCAUCAACAACUUCAUCUGAACAGAAACCCUCUUCAUCUACUUUAACAACAACUCCAACUAUAUUAACGACUACAACCAGGAAAACCACAAAUAUUACCGAGACACCUGCGUCAAUGACCGAAGCUCUAAAUACUACAACUCCUUCUGUGUCAACUGAAACAACAAUAAGAAAACUAGAAUUCCGAUCUGUGGGAGAAAUAUUCACAGAUGAUUUGCUAAAUAAUUCAUCUGCAGCAUUUAUAAUUCGAUCUUUCGCUAUAAAGAAUUAUUUUGAACCAUUUUACCAAGAAGCAUUUUCGUCAUUCCUGGGUUUGACAGUGAUUUCAUUCAGAAAUGGAUCAAUCAUCAAUGUAAUGGACCUUGCUUUUGCAUCAAAAUCUGUUCCUGAUAUUUCUCAAGUUGCAGAUGUUUUUCUUAACGCAUCAAAAGGAACGACAAUACCAGAAUUUCUUCGUGAAAUCAGUUAUUUAAUUGUGGAUAAUACAUUAGCAUUUACCACUGACGUGGUCCCCACGUCAGUCGCAGGUAAACAAACAACUACUGCAGAAGUUGACCAAAAGACCAUAGAUGUAUUGAAAACAACCAAAGUCUCUCUUACCACCACACUGGUAGCAAUAAUCACAUCAAAUAGAACAACAACCACAGCAUCUACAAUCUCCACUAACUUACUCCAAACAACAAGUACUAAUGUUCUGGCUGCUGUAACAGCGACUAUCACUGAGCCAAAAGGUACAACAACCACAUCUGAGUCUGCAAUAACAAACACAGAAAUGCCUGUUAUUAAUUCAACAAAUGCAACACUUUUCACAAAUCCAGUGAAUGUAACAACCAGUGCAACAACUGCUGCAGAUGUGUCCAUCACAACUCCUAAUGCCACCACCCAAUCUACAACUACUGCUGCAGAUGUGUCCAUCACAACUCCUAAAGCCACCACCCAAACUAAAACUAGUCCUGCAGAUGUGUCCAUCACAACUCCAAAAGCGACCACCCAAACUACAACUAGUCCUGCAGAUGUGUCCAUCACAACUCCUAAAGCCACCACCCAAACUACAAAUAGUCCUGCAGAUGUGUCCAUCACAACUCCCAAAGCCACCACCCAAACUACAACUACUGCUGCAGAUGUGUCCAUCACAGCUACCAAAGCCGCCACCCAAACUACAACUACUGCUGCAGAUGUGUCCAUCAGAAGUACCAAAGCCACCACCCAAACUACAACUACUCUUGCAGAUGUGUCCAUCACUACUACCAAAGCCACCACCCAAACUACAACUACUGCUGCAGAUGUAUCCAUCACAACUCCUAAAGCCACCACCCAAACUACAACUACUGCUGCAGAUGUAUCUAUCACAACUCCUAAAGCCACCACCCAAACUACAACUACUACUGGAGAUGUCUCCAUGACAACUACCAAAGCCACCAUUCAAACUACAACUACUGCUGCAGAAGUACCCAUCACACCUCCUAAAGCCACCACCAAAACUACAACUACUGCUGCAGUUGUUUCCAUCACACCUCCAAAAGUUACCCUCCAAACUACAACUUCUGCAGAUGUGUCCAGCACAGUAGUUUUUACUACUGUGGCCCCAACUACGAUAACAACAACAACAAAGCCAACUACUACCACAACAACACCAACAACUACCACGGCACUUGCCACAACUACUAAAGCUACAGGCAUAGACAGUCCGACAACUGGAACUACCACAUCCAAGCAAACUGCAACAAACAUUGCUAAGUCAACAACUACCACAAAUAACCCAACAUCUACCACAACAAUACCAAUGACUCCAACAACUACAACUACCACAACUAAAGCUACACAACCAGUGUCAUUUAUGACCACAACAACCACUACUACAACUAAGCCAACUACAACUAUAACAACUACUACAACAACUACUACAACUAAGCCAACUACAACCACUACAACAACUACUACAACUAAGCCUACUACAACCACAACUACCAGAACAACUACUAAAACUACUACAACUCAAGCUCCAGCACCAGUAUUUGUUAUUGCAGCAGUCAUCACACAACCUUUUCAACCAGAACUUGAAGAUAAAAACACCCCACAGUUUAAAAACCUUGAAAAGCAAGUUGUACAACUAUAUGUGUUCAUCUACAGGGCCAGAUUUGGUCCACUCUUCGUGCGUUGUUUUGUGAUUGCAUUUAGGAUAGCUACAGGUAGAGGCCGAGCGUCAGAAACUGAAGCUGAAAUGGGGGUGGAGUUUAGUAAAAACACAACAGCAGAGGAAAUUCCAAGCACUGAAACUGUUGCACAAACCUUAACAGAGGGACUUUCUAAUCCUAACAUCACCAUCAACACAAACCUGACUGUCCGAACUGACUCCAUCCAAGUCAUUCGAACACCAGAUAUGAAUCCAACAAAUGCAACAUUUGUCACAAAUGCUGCAAAUGCAACAACCAGUGAAGCAGCUUCAACACUUUCAACAUUAGAGAUAAGAACAACAACUGCAAAUGCAACUACUACCACUCUUAAAACCACAACACAAGCUGCAACAACUACCACAGGAACACCAGAUAUUAAUACGACAAGUGCAACAUUUGUUGCAAAUACAGCAAAUGUAACAACCAGUGCCGCAGCUCCAACACGUUCAACAACAGAGAAUAGAACAACUACAGCAAAUACACCUAGUACCACUCUUAAAACCACAACACAAGCUGCAACAACUACCACAGGAACACCAGAUAUAAAUACGACAAGUGCAACAUUUGUUGCAAAUACAGCAAAUGUAACAACCAGUGCCGCAGCUCCAACACGUUCAACAACAGAGAAUAGAACAACUACAGCAAAUACACCUAGUACCACUCUUAAAACCACAACACAAGCUGCAACAACUGCUGCAGCUGUACACACAACAUCUUAUAAAACCCCCAUCCCGACUCCUGAGGCCACCACCCAAACUACAACUACUGCUGGAGUUGUUCCCAUCACAAAUCCAAAAGCCACCACCCAAACUACAACUACUGCUGCAGAUGUAUCCAUCCUGACUCCUAAAGCCACCACCCAAACUACAACUACUGCUGGAGCUGUACCCACAUCUUCUAAAACCCCCAUCCCAAAUCCUAAUGCCACCACCCAAACUACAACUACUGCUGCAGUUGUUCCAAUCACAACUCCCAAAGCCACUCCCCAAACUACAACUACUGCUGCAGAUGUAUCCAUCCUGACUGCUAAAGCCACCACCCAAACUACAACUACUGCUGAAGUUGUGCCCACAUCUUCUAAAACCCCCAUCCCGACUCCUAAAGCCACCACCCAAAAUACAACUAUUGCUGCAGUUGUUCCAAUCACAAAUCCCAAAGCCACUCCCCAAACUACAACUACUGCUGCAGAUGUAUCUAUCACAACUCCUAAAGCCACCACCCAAACUACUACUGCUGCAGAUGUGUCCACCCCGACUCCUAAAGCCACCACCCAAACUACAACUACUGCUGCAGAUGUAUCCAUCAUAACUACCAAAGCCACCACCAAAACUACAACUACCGCUGCAGUUGUUUCCAUCACACCUUCCAUAGCUACCACCCAAACUAAAACUACUGCUGCAGAUGUAUCCAUCACAACUCCUAAAGCCGCCACCCAAACUACUACUGCUGCAGAUGUGUCCAUCCUGACUCCUAAAGCCACCACCCAAACUACUACUGCUGCAGAUGUAUCCAUCAUAACUACCAAAGCCACCACCCAAACUACAACUACCGCUGCAGUUGUUUCCAUCACACCUCCUAUAGCUACCACCCAAACUACAACUACUGCUGCAGAUGUAUCCAUCACAACUCCUAAAGCCGCCACCCAAACUACUACUGCUGCAGAUGUAUCCAUCAUAACUACCAAAGCCACCACCCAAACUACAACUACUGCUGCAGUUGUUUCCAUCUCAACUCCAAAAGCCACCAUCCAAACUACAACUACUGCUGCAGUUGUUUCCAUCACCCCUCCUAAAACAACCAAUCAAAUUACAACUUCUGAGGCACGGACAACAAGGCAAUUGACUUUUAGGUCUUUCGAAACAUUUACACCUGAUUUAUUGAUCUCUUCAUCUUCGGCGUUUAUAACUCGAGCAUCAAAUUUGAAAUCCACACUUGAGCCAUUCUACAAACAAGCACUACCCGCAUUCCGCUUUUUGAAUGUGAUUUCUUUCAGUAAUGGAUCGAUUAUCAGCACCAUAGAUCUGGUUUUUGCAUCAACAUCAGUGCCUAAUAACACUCAAAUUAUAGAUGUGUUGGUCAAUGCGUCAACAAUUAAUCCAAACCUUCAAAUUGACAUCAGUUCUAUAACUGUGAAUGACACAUUAGUAUUCACUACUCUGGCCCCAACUACGACAACAACAACUACUACCACAACAACACCAACAACUACCACAACACUUGCCACAACUACUACAAAAGAAGCUCAGCUACCAGUGCCGACUACUAUCUUAGCAACAACUACCACAACACUUGCCACAACUACUACAAAAGAAGCUCAGCUACCAGUGCUGACUACUAUCUUAGCAACAACUACUACAACAACUACUACAGCCCCAACUACCACAACUGAAGCUCCAGGACCAGUAUUUUUGGUUGCAGCAGUCAUCACACAAAUUUUUGAAUCAGCACUUGAAGAUAAAACCAGCCCACAGUUUAAGAACCUUGAAAAGCAAGUUGUAGUUGUAUACGAGUUCAUCUACAGGAGGAAAUUUGGUCCUCUUUUUGUGCGUUGUUUCGUGAAUGCAUUUAGGAUAGCUACAACUAAUAGACGAACAUUUGAAACUGAAGCUGAAAUGGGGGUAGAGUUUAGGAAAAACACAACCGCGGAGGAAAUUCCAAGCUCACAAACUGUCAUUCAAACCUUGACAGAGGAAGUUGCAAACGUUAGCGGCUCCUUCAAUGCCACCUUUGCUGUUCGAACUGACUCAAUCAAAAUCACUCGAAUACCUGUUAUUAAUCCAACAGAUGCAGCAACAAUUGCAACAAAUUUAACAACUUCAACACCGUCAGCAACAGAGAUAGGACCAACCACUGCUGCUCCUGAACCCCCCACAACUCUUAAAACUGUAACCCAAACUACAACUACUGAAGCAAUUAGAAUACAGACACCUGCAACAACAGAGAUUAGCCCAAAUACUACUGCAACUGCACUCCUCACAACUCAAACUACAACUCAAACUACAACUACUGAAGCAAUUAGAAUACAGACAACACCUGCAACAACAGAGAUUAGCCCAAAUACUACUGCAACUGCACUCCUCACAACUCAAACCACAACUCAAACUACAACCCAAACUACAACUACUGAGGCAAUUAGAGUAACGACAUUGGUUUAUAGAUCUUUAGAAACAUUUACAUCUGAUUUGUUGGACUCCUUAUCUGCAGCGUUUUCAAGUCGAGCAGCAAUGCUCAAGUCCACACUUGAGCCAUUCUUCAAAGAAGCACAUCCUUCAUUCCGCUUUUUGAAAGUGAUUUCUUUCAGUAAUGGAUCGAUCAUCACCAUAGAUCUGGUUUUUGCAUCAACAUCAGUGCCUAAUAACACUCAUAUUGCAAAUGUGUUGGUCAAUGCGUCAUCAAUUAAUCCAAACCUUCAAAUUGAUAUCAAUUCUAUAACUGUGAACAACACAUUAAUUUUUACUACUCUGGCCCCAACUACGACAACAACAAAACCAACUACUACCACUACUACUACCACAACAACUACCACAACAACAAAGCCAACUACUACCACAACAACACCAACAACUACCACAACAACACCAACAACUACCACAACUACCACAACUGAAGCUCCAGCACCAGUAUUUGUGGUUGCAGCAGUCAUCACACAAAUCUUUGAACCAGCACUUGAAGAUAAAACCAGCCCACAGUUUAAGAACCUUGAAAAGCAAGUUGUAGUUGUAUACGAGUUCAUCUACAGGAGGAAAUUUGGUCCUCUCUUUGUACGUUGUUUUGUGAUUGCAUUUAGGGUAGCUACAAGUAGAAGCCGAGCAUCUGGCAAUGAAACUGAAGCUGAAAUGGGGGUAGAGUUUAGGAAAAACACAACCGCGGAGGAAAUUCCAAGCUCACAAACUGUCACACAAACCUUGACAGAGGAAGUAGCUAAUGUUAGCGCCAUCUUCAACACAACAUUCUCUGUUAGAGUGGAAUCCAUCCAAGUCAUUCGGAUCCCUGAAAUUAAUCCAACAAAUGCAACAAUUAUAUUUAAUUCAACGAAUAUAACAACUUCAACACCUGCAACAACAGAGAUAAGCCCAAAUACUAUUGCAACUGCACUCCUCACAACUCAAACUACAACCCAAACUACAACCCAAACUACAACCCAAACCACAACCCAAACUACAACUACUGAGGCAAUUACAAUAAAAAUAUUGAUUUUUAGAUCUUUGGAAACAUUUACAUCUGAUUUGUUGGACUCCUCAUCUGAAGCCUUUUUAAAUCGAGCAGCAAUGCUGAAGUCCACACUCGAGCCAUUCUACAAACAAGCACUUCCUUCAUUCCGCCUUUUGACUGUGGUUUCUUUCAGAAAUGGAUCAAUCAUCAACACAAUAAACCUUAGAUUCGCAUCUACGUCAGUUCCGAGUGGCACUCAAAUUGCCAAUGUACUGAUUAAUGCAGCGUCACAAAUCACAGCGUUUAACAUUGACACCACUUCCAUUACAGUGGAUGGCAUACAGGUUUCAGAAGGAGUUACUCACAAGAUCAGUCUCAUCACUGCAGUCUUCAUGGUGAUGCUGUCAUGGAUACUGUCAAGUCAACAGUAACUUGUGUUUUUGGAAAUCAACAUGAAAAGUUUACAGCAACUACUUCGUUCGGAAAAUGAAGUGAAAAUAUAUUAAACCUUCUGAUGAAGAGAUUUUAAAUGACUUGGAAGGAACAUUUUAAAAAUGAAGUUAAUUGUACUGUCCAUCAAGUAGAUGAGAUAUAAAACUUAAUAUUUAAAUGUGCAAUCUAUUUAAGAGGAUGAUUUUCUGAAUUUAUUUUUCUUGUCCAAACAUGGUUUGUCAACCUUGAAGAAUCUAACUCAUUCCGUUGAAAUAGGUUGAGUUAUUUGCAAUCCUUCGUUAUAAACUCUUUUUUUGUUCAGCUUUUGUUGUUAUUUAAAUGUGUGUCAAUGGUUUUGCACCCUCAAUCAUGAAGUCUGCAUGACACUGUCUAAGCACUUUUU